Molecule: messenger RNA, 1355 nt
Organism: Hyla sarda
Lineage: Eukaryota; Metazoa; Chordata; Amphibia; Anura; Hylidae
Product: mitogen-activated protein kinase kinase kinase 1-like
Exons: 9
Molecular function (GO): ubiquitin protein ligase activity; zinc ion binding
Source: RefSeq, a predicted model, not a curated record
ACCUGCAGCUGCGGCAGAGGAACGUUCUGCAUCCAUCUCCUCUUCGUCAUGUUACGGGUGUUUCAGCUGGAGCCUUCAGAUACGAUGCUGUGGAGGAAAACCUUGAAGAAUUUUGAAGUUGAAAGUUUGUUCCAGAAAUAUCACAGUAGACGUAGCUCAAGGAUCAAAGCUCCAUCUCGUAGCACCAUCCAGAAGUUUGUGUCACGCAUGUCAAAUUCUCAUACAUUAUCCUCAUCCACCACCUCCACAUCUAGCUCAGAUACCAGCAGCAUCAAAGAUGAAGAUGAACAGAUGUGCCCGAUCUGCCUGCUGGGCAUGCUGGACGAGGAGAGCCUGACUGUAUGUGAAGAAGGCUGCAGAAACAAGCUCCACCACCACUGCAUGUCCAUCUGGGCAGAGGAAUGCCGGCGAAACAGAGAGCCUCUCAUCUGCCCUUUGUGCCGCUCAAAAUGGAGAUCUCAGGACUUCCACAGUCAUGACCUGCCGGGCCCUGUGGACUCUCCCCCUAUCCAUCGUGCUGCCCAGCAGCCGCCCCUCCAGCAGUCGCCCACAGCUGGAUCCCAAAGAAGGUCCCAGGACUCCAACCUAAACCUCACUCAUUACGGGGUGCAGCAGAUUCCUUCCUCGUACAAAAGCACAGCUGAGCCCUGGAUUCAGGUUUUUGGAAUGGAGCUGGUCGGCUGUUUGUUCUCCCGAAACUGGAAUAUUCGAGAAAUGGCGCUGCGGCGCCUCUCGCACGAUGUCAGCGGGGCCCUGCUGUUGGCUAAUGGUGAAAGCACUGGAACGUCCAGUAGUGGCGGCGGUGGCGGCACACCUGGCAGCGCCGCGCCCCACUCUGCCGGUGGCUCAUCUCAGUCCAGUAUCUCAGGGGAUGUUGUGGUGGAGGCGUGCUGUAGCGUGCUGUCCAUGGUGUGCGGAGACCCCGUCUACAAAGUCUAUGUCGCUGCUUUAAAAACCUUAAGAGCCAUGUUGGUGUACACUCCCUGCCACACGACCACCGAACGGAAGAAGCUGCAACGACUUCUCGGUCCCGUCGUGGAAACCAUCCUGGUGAAGUGCGCGGAUGCCAACAGCCGCACAAGUCAGUUGUCAGUGUCAACACUACUGGAACUAUGCAAAGGACAAGCCGGGGAGCUGGCGGUGGGGAGAGAAAUCCUCAAAUCCGGUUCCAUUGGCAUUGGGGGUGUGGAAUAUGUCCUGAACUGUAUCCUGGCCACCAAGCCGGAGUCUAACAACUGGCAAGCGCUGCUCGGCCGUCUGUGUCUCAUCGACCGACUGCUGCUGGAAUUUCCUGCUGAAUUUUAUCCCCACAUCAUCAGUGGAGACGUCGUACAGGCCGACGCAGCAGUCGAGAG